Molecule: messenger RNA, 7998 nt
Organism: Sardina pilchardus (European sardine)
Lineage: Eukaryota; Metazoa; Chordata; Actinopteri; Clupeiformes; Clupeidae
Gene: plcg1
Product: phospholipase C, gamma 1
Exons: 33
Coding region: 292-4230 (1312 amino acids)
Biological process (GO): positive regulation of epithelial cell migration; release of sequestered calcium ion into cytosol; phosphatidylinositol-mediated signaling
Molecular function (GO): protein binding; phosphatidylinositol-4,5-bisphosphate phospholipase C activity
Source: RefSeq, a predicted model, not a curated record
CUCGAUGGAGGAUUGCUACAGCAGGACGCCAAGGGAAAAACCACAGGGCUUUUCUCUGGACUGAGACGCAUUAUCUCCAUCGCACGAUGAUAUAAUCAUCGAGAAAAGGGGGAAGACUUCAGGACAUCCGAAGUUGGGUCCAGAGAUGUGCGGGGCCGAGAUUGCAACGUUACGACGUGUUGUUCUGCUUCUGUUGUGUCCGAGCGUGCCAGUUGCAUUUUGAGACGGUGUCUACCACAGGCCCAGGAGGCAGUAAAUUGUUCUAAAGGAAAAGGACAACAAACAAGGGAAAUGACCAUGGCUGGAGCCCCAGGCUUCUUCUCCAACGGACCUGCAUGGACGGUCACCGACACAGAAAUGACCAACCUGUACCGAGAUUUGGAACUAGGGACCGUACUAACAUUGUUUUAUUCGAAAAAGUCUCAACGCCCGGAGAGAAGGACAUUUCAAGUGAAGCUUGAGACCCGACAGAUCAUUUGGACAAGGGGCACAGACAAGAUUGAAGGAGAAAUUGAUAUCAGGGAGAUCAAGGAGAUUCGGCCGGGGCUGAAGUCGCGCGACUUUGAGCGCUACAUGGAGGACUCGACUGCUCGACUGGACACCAGCCACUGCUUCGUCAUCCUCUAUGGGACCGAGUUUCGUCUCAAGUCCCUCAGCCUGGCAGCCACGUCGGAUGAGGAGAUGCUGAUGUGGGUGAAAGGCCUGUCAUGGCUGGUGGCCGACACGCUCAAGUCUCCCACGCCUCUGCAGAUAGAAAGGUGGUUACGGAAGCAGUUUUACUCAGUGGAUCGCAACAGGGAAGACAAGAUUUCCUGCAAAGAUCUGAAGAACAUGCUGUGUCAGGUCAACUACAGAGUACCUAACAUGAGGUUCCUGCGAGAGAAGCUUCCGGACGGGGAGCUGAGAAACGGCGAUGUCUCCUACUGUCAGUUUGCCCAGCUCUAUCGCAGCCUAAUGUUCGACGCCCAGAAAACAAUGGAGAUUCCUUUUCUGCAGAGGUACACAGACCGGCCAGAGCAGAGGAUUACGCUGGAAGAUUUCAAAGGUUUCCUCAUGGAGCAGCAGAAGGAUAUGUGGGCCACGGAUAACAACAAGGUGCAAGAGUUCAUGUUCAACUACCUGAAGGAUCCCCUGAGGGAGAUCGAGCAGCCGUAUUUCUUCCAAGAUGAAUUCCUCUCCUACCUGUUCUCCAAGGAGAACACCAUCUGGAACGACACACUGGACCAGGUGCGGCCCGAGGAGAUGAACAACCCGCUGUCCCACUACUGGAUCAGCUCCUCUCACAACACCUACCUGACCGGAGACCAGUUCUCCAGUGAGUCGUCUCUGGAGGCCUACGCUCGCUGCCUGCGGAUGGGCUGCAGAUGCAUUGAGUUGGAUUGCUGGGACGGCCCAGAUGGAAUGCCUGUCAUCUACCAUGGUCACACCCUCACCACCAAGAUCAAGUUCUGUGACGUCCUGGCGACAAUCAAAGAGCACGCAUUUGUCACCUCUGAGUAUCCCAUCAUCCUCUCCAUUGAAGACCACUGCAGUAUCGUCCAACAGAGAAACAUGGCCACCUUCUUCAAGAAGAUGUUUGGGGAGAUGCUGCUGACCAAGGCCGUGGACAUCUCAGCCGACGGGCUCCCCUCACCCAAUCAGCUCAAGAGGAAGAUCCUCAUUAAGCAUAAGAAACUAGCUGAGGGCAGCUCCUAUGAAGAAGUGUGCAGCUCAACGCCCUACUCUGAGAAUGACAUCAGUAAUUCUAUCAAGAACGGCAUCUUGUAUCUCGAGGAUCCAAUCAACCACGAGUGGUACCCUCACUUUUUCGUUCUGACCAGUAGCAAAAUUUACUACUCGGAAGAGACGACUAGUAACCAGGGCAAUGAUGAUGAGGAGGAGCACCGAGAGGUGUGUAACGGCAUGGACCAGCACGUGACGGAGAAGUGGUUCCACGGGAAGCUGGGCGCGGGGCGUGACGGUCGGCAGAUCGCCGAGCGGCUUCUCUCGGAAUACUGCGUAGAGACUGGAGCGCCCGACGGCUCCUUCCUGGUGCGCGAGAGUGAGACCUUCGUGGGAGAUUACACCCUGUCCUUCUGGCGGUCCGGUCGGGUUCAGCACUGUCGGAUCCACUCCCGCCAGGAGGCGGGCAGCCCCAAGUUCUACCUGACGGACAACCUGGUGUUCGACACGCUGUUUGCCCUCAUCACCCACUACCAGACGGUGGCGCUGCGCUGCAAUGAGUUUGAGAUGAAGCUGACGGAGCCCGUGCCCCAGACCAACGCGCACGAGAGCAAAGAGUGGUACCAUGCCAACCUGUCUCGGAGUCAGGCUGAGAACAUGUUGAUGCGGGUUCCACGGGAUGGGGCCUUCCUGGUCAGGAAGAGGACGGAGUUCAACUCCUACGCCAUCUCCUUCCGGGCGGAGGGCAAGAUCAAGCACUGUCGGGUGCAGCAGGAGGGCCAGACGGUGGUGCUGGGCACGUCGGAGUUCGACAGCCUGGUGGACCUGAUCAGCUACUACGAGAAGCACCCGCUCUACCGCAAGAUGAAGCUGCGCUACCCCAUCAACGAGGAGACGCUGGAGAAGAUCGGCACCGCCGAGCCUGACUAUGGGUCUCUUUACGAGGGCCGGAACCCAGGGUUCUAUGUGGAGGCCAACCAGAUGCCUACAUUUAAGUGCACAGUGAAAGCCAUGUAUGAGUAUAAGGCCCAGAGAGACGAUGAGCUCUCCUUCAGUAAGAGUGCCGUCAUUUCCAACGUGGACAAGCAGGAGGGUGGAUGGUGGAAAGGUGACUUUGGAGGCAAGAAGCAGCUUUGGUUCCCAGCCAACUACGUGGAGGAGAUAAGCCCUACUGCUGUGGAGCCUGACAGAACACAGCUGACUGAGAACAGCCCUCUGGGAGAUCUCUUGAGAGGAAGUGUGGAAGUGUCUUCCUGUCAGAUAGUGGUCCGGCAAGAGGGGAAGGGCAGCCGGCCGUUCGUCUUCUCACUGGUCUCAUCGGCCACACCGCGCUCGCCCGUCCUGGACAUCGCCGCCAGCACUCAGGAGGAGCUUAAGGACUGGGUCAUCAAGAUCCGCGAGGUCACCAUGACCUCUGAGGCGAAGCUGGAAGAAGGGAAGAUUAUGGAGAGGAGGAAGAAGAUCGCCUUGGAACUCUCGGACCUGGUCAUCUAUUGCCGGCCGGUUCCAUUUGACGAAGACAAGAUUGGAUCGGAGCGUGCUUGCUUCCGGGACAUGUCCUCCUUCCCAGAGACCAAGGCGGAGAAGUACGUGAACCGGAUCAAGGGGAAGAAGUUCUUGCAGUACAACCGGCUGCAGCUGUCGCGCAUCUACCCCAAGGGCCAGCGCCUGGACUCCUCCAACUACGACCCCUUACCCAUGUGGCUGUGCGGCAGUCAGCUGGUGGCCCUCAACUUCCAGACCGCAGAUAAACCCAUGCAGAUGAACCAGGCCCUGUUCAUGCUCAACGGCAGGAGCGGUUAUGUCUUGCAGCCGACCAUCAUGAGGGACGAUAAUUUCGAUCCGUUUGACCGCCACUCUCUCAGGGGCUUAGAGACCUUCACUCUGGUCAUUGAGGUGUUGGGGGCACGUCACCUACCCAAGCAUGGCAGGGGCAUCGUGUGUCCACUGAUUGAGAUCGAGGUGUGUGGGGCCGAGUAUGACAGUGCCAAGCAGAAGACUGACUCAGAAGCUGACAACGGCCUGAACCCCACUUGGCCGCGCAAAUCCUUCCGCUUCACGGUCGGCAAUCCUGCGUUUGCUUUCUUGCGCUUUGGCGUGUACGAGAUCGACAUGUUCAGUGACCAGAAUUUCCUUGCCCAGGCCACCUUCCCAAUCAAUGGGCUCAAGACAGGCUACCGGUCGGUCCCUUUGAAGAACAGCUAUAAUGAGGAUCUGGAGCUGGCCACUCUGCUUGUCCACAUGGAGAUCGUCAGGGGACGGCCCCAUGAGAAUGGUGACGUGAGCCCCUUCCUGGGCGCCUCCACUAUGGGCCUGGCCAGCUACGUGGGCCGCGAGCGCACGGGCGAGUCCGGCUCCGUGUCCUCGGCCUCCUCCAUGUCCCCUCUGCCCUCGUCGCCGGGCCAGGCGCUGGGCUACCGCGGCCGGGAAAACUCCUUCGAGUCGCGCUACCAGCCCCCGCUGGACGACUUCAGGGUGUCUCCGCAAGAAGCGCUGUUGGACCAUGUGGACCCCCAGAACAGGAGGCUGAUGCGGCGGACCCGAGUGGGCGGAGAGAAUCGAGUCUAGAUGGAGCGGCGACGUCGAUGAGACGCCCCCGGCCGCCGUCCCGGGCUCUUGCUCGCUCGCUCUCCCUCCCUCCCUCUCUCUCCCGCUCCGCUCGCUCUCUUGUCUCCGCCGGUGCCGACGAUGUCAUGGACUGCUGUGAAAAUUGUUUCUAUGGAAACGUCGCCAGAGCUUUUGGCCCACAUUUCAGGCAGAUCUCCCCUCCGUGUGUGUGUGUGUGUGUGUGUGUGUGUGCUCCCCCCUCUUCCUGCCUCUCUCUCCAGCCAAUCAGCACCUACACACCCCCUUUCCACAUAAACAUGCACACACACACAUACACACACACACAUGCACGCACACACACACAUACACACACACACAACCUCGACUGGACAGACGGUGGGGCUGGAGGUAGGAGCGGAUGGAAGCGGGGAGCGACGCGGUCGUGGAAAGUGCAAACUGAGCAGGCCAGAGUGGAGCCGUUGCCUGAACGGAGGACCACAAAGAGCGAUGGAAACGCAGCAGUGUGUGUGUGUUUCCCCAAGUUUGGGUUGUUGUUUUUUUUUGUUUUGUAAUUUUUUCCCCCCUUUUCUCUGGCAUAUAUAAGUAUAUAUAGAUUUCUAUAUAAAUAUAUUUAUUUCAGCUUUGCUGUCUACCAGAGAACAGACAUAGCUGACCUGCUCUCAAAGAGCCCUUUUUUUCUUAUUUUUUUGUUUUUAUUGAUAUUUUUUGUGUUAUUUAAACCUUAGUUUUAACCUCUCAUAAUGUGACACCUUUCCUUUUUUUACUUUUGAAACUCUUCAGACCAUGUGCCCUUUUUAAACACAAGGGUUUUUCUCACCCCUCUCUGGUGAGAGACGUCCGGUAGCGUCCGGCCUGUCCCUGAGCACACAUUAGUGCUGUUUUUUUCCUCUUUCGUUUUCCUUUUUUUUUUUUUUAACCAGAGGGGGGAAAAACCAGAGCGACUGUCUGAAAAGAAGCUCAGGAAGAGGAUACUGCCUGUUUGUGUUGGACGCCACUGGUUUCAGGAAGAAACAGAAACAGGGGAGAGCGCAGGACUUUUCUGGCAUCGGCUUCUCCUCUUCCCAUCGCGCCUCCCACAUGGCCAGACUCUCCAUUGGUUUCUCCCUCUCUGUUUUUUUUUUUUUUUUUACAUUUUUUUUUAUUUUUUGUGUUUGCGUUGUGUUGCGUAAGGCAGGUUGUCCGGAUGCGGAUAGUGGUGAACUAGCCACGACUUUGCUCUGCUCUGCGCUAACUCUCAGCGUAGCUGUUGUGCCACAAGGCCAGGCCACUCGGAGGACGCUGUUGCACACUCAUCUCUAACUCAGUCAGUAUGGCAGCGCACUCUGUAAAAUACUAUGUUGAGUUCUACAAGGUUUAUUUUAGUUUCUUUUUUCUCUCUCUCUUCUCAACCUUUGCCAACAGCGAGGACAAAAUAUCCAAUGGUGUUUUUUACUGCUGAGAAUACCAUCAGAAGUAUAUUGUGUGUGUAUAUAUACCUAAAUCUCAUCUUAAACCCCCAGCGAAAACCUAUUACUGUUAAUGAGUCCAUUUAUCAUGGGAAUGAUCGCAGCUUAUUUUAGGUUGCUGGGAAUACUUUUCCUGUAUGUAUUUUGUUUCCCUCAGCGUUUGAGACCAUUUAGUGCGGCAGCAUUUUGUGUUCUGUGUUUGCUUUUAAAAAAAAGAGCCCUUUUCUCCUCCUUCGCUUCUGAUGAGUAUUGCACUCUCUCUAAUGCCUUUCAUGGAAGACUUUUACCUAUUACUAACAGAAAGACUUCAGCCAUGUUUAUAAUGCUUGUGUGUUGUGAAAUAUGCCAAGGAACAGUAGUGCAAGCACAGAAAAGAGCGCCUCAUUUGACCUUGGCUUUUGCCAGAUGAUUUUACACCAAAAAAAUGAAAUGAAAUGAAAUAAAUAAGAGCAGUAUUGCAAAAUGAGGGACCAAAUAGAAUGACUAAUGGUGCACUGAACAAAGUGAGCCGAGUGAGUGGUGACCGUUUUUUAUUUUAUUUUUUAUAAUUAUUUUUUCUCCCCUAAAUCAAAUCCACUCAUUUCUGUAGGUUAGGUGGACCAAAAAUUAGGUUAGCCAGUAAAAUAUGAUUUAUAUUCCAGUUUUUGUAUUUUUGUGCCAUUCUGACAUGAAAUUGCCUGCUUUGCAUUGAAGUGUGUUUUAUAACCGUGAAAAAAAGUGUGAAAGCAUCAGCUUGACUGGUGACUACCGCAAUGACCGGUGAUUAGAUAGUUUUGGAUCUACAAGCGCCACACAGGACGAAAUACCCAAGCUCCGAACUCUGCAGUUGCUGUCUUCAGCCUACAGAGGUCAUGAAGGAAGCCCUACAAGCACUCAAGUGGUGUGGGCACUUGCAAACGGGCAUCUUAAUUCCUUUAAUGAAAACGUUGCUGACACUAUUAAUUCUCGGUUGAAACUGUCAUGGACAGUUUGGUAGGUACACCCACAUACACCUGUGGUUCAUACGUGUAACAAACAGCAGCAGACUUUCAUAUGAUCGGGACACAGAUAGCGAUGCUUAAUGUAUCUUCAUUUUACAAACCUGGUAAUUUUCCACACUUUCAAUAUGAUUAAAGCUCGUCCCCACUACAUAACCAUGGGAAUUCUAACUGGCCAACUGUAUAUAAUAGUGCUAUUGGAGGAGUAUGACUAGUUGGAGGUUUGGGAAUGAAUAAAUCAUGUGCGUACAAUCACUGCAACAUCGUUAUAAACAUAAAACUGCUUCACCUGCAUAACCAGGUGAUGAACAUGUUCAACACAGAGAACACAUAACCUUAUGUUAGUUAUUCCUCAUCACGUAUGGAUCACAAGACGACUGCUUGGAUGGACAACCCAUGGAAAUGGCCUGACUCUGCUGUCUGCUGUUUGUUUGUGGACAUCAGGGUCAUCAAGUGUCAACAGUCAGAACAAAUCUUCAAUUCAGUUUAAUUUAUGGUGCCACUAACAAUUGAAAUAGUCCCAAGGGGAUUCACUGGCCCCUUCAGCAAGCACUAAGGGGCCAGUGGGCUCCAGGGAGGGGCCGAUCACAGGGUGUCCCAAUCUUGUGCACUUCCCUCCCCAAGGGAGCAAGUGAGCUAGAGCCGGAGUUGGCUGCAGUGUGGACCUUCAUCUCAUUCGUUCAUUUACUCCUCCAUGUCACGUCAUGGUCUACAUGGGCCGUGUUGACUUGUGCUGGCUUGCAGCCUCUUUAUAUGGGCUACUGGUUUAGUUCCUAUGUUAUGUGCUAUUUAUGACCAGUGAAUACAAUACUUAUAGAAAAACAAUACAAAAUAUACAAAAUUCCAGCCUUCAACCUAUGUGUUUUGACAUUAGCACGAGUGAAAGAAAAUAUACAAAAGGGCAAUGUUGAUUGUUUUUGUUUGUUUUGAAUGUUUAAAAUUGCUCAACCACACUUGCCCAUGUCCUCCUUUGGGAUUUCAGUUUCUCUUUUGUGUUCCUUGUCGCGCUCCCCAACCCCAGUCUGCUUCAAAUAGCUGUAAUGUAGUCUACUGCAUUGGCUUCCAUGUGCCUCGGUGUACAUAUGCACACAUAUUUAUAAAUACACACCCACAGGAAUCUCCUUUUCAAUAUAUAUAAAACAGACAUAGAUAUAUGUAUAUAUCUAUAUCGGUUUUGUUCUCCCCUCAUGGUCACACUUUCUUUUGUUACUGAAGCUCUUUACGAAGCCUUUUCUGUAAUGUGCCUAUGCUAUGCGGGGAGAAGACGGGGAAGUAUACAUUUUAAUUUUGCCUUUCAUAAGAAACAUAUUCAAGCCUGAAAAUUAAAUAAAGUACUUAUUCAACUA